Mugil cephalus (flathead mullet) is the source of this 3820-nucleotide messenger RNA. It is a transcript of the gene uvrag, whose product is annotated as UV radiation resistance associated gene. Gene Ontology annotation, cellular component: lytic vacuole; endosome; phosphatidylinositol 3-kinase complex, class III, type II. The transcript is spliced from 15 exons. Bases 213 to 2414 code for a protein of 733 amino acids. NCBI's taxonomy places the organism in Eukaryota, Metazoa, Chordata, Actinopteri, Mugiliformes, Mugilidae. Gene Ontology annotation, biological process: SNARE complex assembly. The record is from RefSeq and is a predicted model, not a curated record. Gene Ontology annotation, molecular function: SNARE binding.
UUUCCGAACCAAGCGUAGCAAAAUAGCCUGCACUUUGUUUACGUCCCGUACGUUAGCUGACAGCUGUUGUAGCGCUUUUCCCAAACAAACUGCCUGGCCCGUAUGUGUCUGUUGCCUGUCCAGAGCUUUGAAAACUUUUGACCGAGUACCGUGCACGCCGAGGAUGGGAUGUUUUGUUGAAUGAGGGGGACUCAGUAGAUGCCGACAGGAGGAUGAACUCCAUCACCGGUCGGGUUCUCGCUAUACCCGCCGCCUCUGUCACCAACUCUGGAGCUUCAUCCUCUCGAGCCUUACAUGUAGAGCUCACGUCCCAGCAGAGACGCUUGCGUCAUCUCCGGAGCAUCGCAGCCAGAAACAUCGUCAACAAGAAUGGUUCCCCACUGCUGGACACUUACUUCACCCUUCACCUCUGUAUAGGAGACGGCAUUUCUAGAGAUUUUUACAAGAGUGAAGUCAUACGAGACUCACUGAAUCCGACUUGGCGAAGCCUGGACUUUGGCAUGCUCCCCGACCUUCUGGACACCUCAGUGUCUUGCUUUGUGGUGAGGAUCUGGGGAGGACAGGAUGAACAGUACCAGCUCCUUAUUGAGUGGAAGGUCAACCUCGACGGCCUCAGAUACACAGGACAGCAGAUUCGAUCCAGAAACCCCAAUGAGAUCAUAUUUGGACUAAAUGACGGCUACUAUGCGGCCGACUUUGAUCACAAGGAUCAGUCGGAGCGGAAGAAGAACAGCCAGCUUCAGGUCGACCAGAGUUCAGUCAGGAACUCCUACAGCGUUUUCUCUUUGCUCAGGCUUCACACCGCCCAGAGAGCCAUCAAACAGACCCAAGUAACCGUUCAGAAGAUUGGGAAGGAGAUCGAGGAAAAACUGAGGACGACGGCGACCUGCACGGAGCGGAAGAAAGAGCGUGAGUGCAUGCAGCUGCGUAUAGCUGUGCUGAGAAGUGAGCUGCUGCGACAGAGGAAGGCGCUUGGCAGGGAGAUAGACCUGCGGCAGAAGGAACGGGCACAGCUGCAGAAAAAAGAGGAAGCGUUUUCUGCUCAGCACGAGAGUCUGAAAGAGGAGAAGGAAUCCUUAACCAAGCUGCAGAAGGAAUGCACAGCAAAAAGGGAGCAGUUUCUCAAGUCCAAUGCCCAGCUCACCUUCCGCUGUCGUCAGCUCCUCUCCGAGCUUUCCUACAUCUACCCCAUUGAUGUGGCCAAUCAGUCAGAUUAUGUCAUCUGUGGAGUGAAGCUGCCAAACUCAGAAGACUUUCAAGCAAAGGACGACGGGAGCGUCGCAGUCGCCCUGGGUUACACGUCGCACCUCGUCCUGAUGAUCUCGUGCUUCCUGCAGAUCCCCCUCAGAUAUCCGGUGAUUCACAAGGGUUCACGCUCCUCCAUCAAGGACACCAUCACUGACAGACUCACCGAGAAGGAGCGAGAGUUCCCUUUGUACCCCAGAGGAGAGCGGUUUCAUUUUGAAUAUGGUGUCUACUUACUCAACAAGAACAUAGCCCAGCUCAGAUAUCAGCACGGCUUGACUACCCCGGACCUGCAGCAGACACUACCCAACCUGAAGAACUUCCUGGAACAUGGCCUGAUGGUGCGCUGUGAUCGGCACCACGUCUCUAGCUCCAUCCCGGUGCCCAGUAAGUCCCAGCUUGGUGUGUCUGCCGCCUCAGAUAUAGGCUACCCCAGCCAUACCAGCUCCCCAGACCGAGGCUUGAGGAAAAGGGCGAGCUCGGAGGCUGAGGCAGAGCUCAAGUACAAGCCAACCCCUCCGCCCAGCUACAACACAGCCAUGAGCGAAAAGCAGCCCCCGGUCGCCCUGGCACCGCCUCCACCUUCACCUAAACAUCUGUCCUCCUCACUGGAUGCCGACAUGGCCUCGCUUAACCUCUCCACGACUACGGAGGCCAAAGAGGAGGGAGACCAGAAGGAGGAGAAGGAGGAGCAUGGGAACACAGCGGUCGAAGCGGAGAGGCAUAAAAGUGCUGACAGAGAGACAGAAGCAGAUAAUGAAGAGAUCGAAGAGCCGCCACCCGACACUUCUGCAGUGCAGGACACUGGUGAGAAAUCUUUGCCUACUACCCAGCACGUGGGCGCCAUGAACGGCUCUUUGGUACCGGGACAGGCGGCAGUUAGCCUGGUCCCAGAGCUGCGCUGCUCCGUGGAGCAAGCCGAGGAGAUCAUAGGCACAGAGGCCACAGGUUUAGGCCUGGGCUUGGGGAUAGGGUUAGGGUUAGCCGACGAGGCCCGUCUGGGAGACUACCGCUGCAUCCCCGUGGACCACGCAGUAGCUGUCGAGUGUGACGAACAGGUACUGGGUGAGCUGGACGAAGCUGGCUUUGAGGAGUUCUCCAGGCGCAUUUACGCACUGAACGAGAACAUGUCCAGUUUCCGACGGCCGCGCAAAAACUCUGAUAAGUGAGGCACGGGAUCUCUAAGAGCAGGGGGAGGCAUAGAGAAGGUUGCACAGGGGAUUUGGACAGAUACAACACAGGGACAUGAAGUGAGAGGGCAAAUGUUUGGUCCUCACUCCUUAAUCACGGCAUCGAAAUCAUAAGAACGUUUCUGGAAUUACAACCAAUUUGCACUUAUUGUAAACAUUUCCAUAGUAAUCAUUUAAUGAAAAACUGUUAAAAGCGAAAGUACUGGGACAGUGAGCUGAAAUUUUAGCUUUAAUGCCAGAUUUGAUGUGUGCUAAACAAAUCAACAAUUCUGGCAUUUUUUUUAUUCAGCAUUUAAAAUCAACCACUGAAUGACUGUGAAUUUCUUUACAUGGGACCAUUUAUAUACAUUGAAUGUCACUGUUUUCAAAUCCAUAAUGCAAUAACAUCCCCCUGUAAUCCUUAAUAAACUGCAUUUCAAAUGUUAAUCCAUAACCUAUACUUUAGCCUCAGUACAUUUUGUUUCACCACAACAGCUCUAAAUCUCUGUCUUCGUCACCGUACCUCAAGUAUCACCAUGGUUUGCUCCUUAACUUUGUGGAGCUGUUGGAUAUUUUAGAGCCGGCUGUCCCAGUACUUCCAAGUUUGAUUGUGCAAGCAAACGUUAAGACCCUUCCCGAGUCUGAUUUCAGGGUGCAGGAUAGUGAGCGUGUGCAGGAGGGAGCACUUGCGUAAGUGCGUGCGCUUCACAUGAGCAUGCAACCACAAUCACAGUUAGAGGAAUCCCGCCAAUGACCUUGGAGCACCGCGGCAUGAGUGAGGUGGGAUCUGGAACCGGUAGCCCAGUCAGAGACUCCCUAUCUGCGACACCCUUCGCUUCGACAGGCCGACCCGCCCGUCGUCCUCCACACAAUCUCAAGUUUCUCCUUCAGGUUUUAAGAUGAGGACAACAAGAGUGGCGGGUUUGGAGCUCACAGCACAUGGCAGGGAUACAGUGCAAUUGUUUUCUGUCCAUCUCUGGGUCCUCUUUUUCUCCCUUUUUUUUUUUUUUAACUUCAAUGUAUCCCAUCAAUGUUAACUUUGAUGUUACGUCCACUGAUUCUUACAUUCAGUAGACCAAAAAUGAAAUUCUGUCUAUAUUCUGUUGGAAUGUGUCACUCAGGCUCUCCUCUAAACUGUUAAUAGCAACCGUCUGUGAUUUAGUCCUGUGUCUCCCUGUUCUUAAUGCUUUCUUGCACUGGUAUUCAAUUCUUCCUUUAUUUAUGUCUCAGCAACUGUCUGUGCUUUGUUUCAAAAGUAAAUCAACGAUUAGUCCUGAUUACUAAUCACUUGGGAUCUCGUAACCAGUUUCGGGGUGCUGAAUUGACCGGCCGCUUUGCAUCGCCCGCCAUGAUGAAGAUGGACUCCUCACCGUCAGCCCACGGUGUUUCCGAUCCAGCGACGUGGC